Euleptes europaea (tarantolino) is the source of this 1932-nucleotide messenger RNA. RefSeq names its product blood vessel epicardial substance (gene POPDC1). Gene Ontology annotation, molecular function: cAMP binding. Gene Ontology annotation, cellular component: sarcolemma. The transcript is spliced from 11 exons. The record is from RefSeq and is a predicted model, not a curated record. The coding region runs from base 38 to 1891 and encodes 617 amino acids. NCBI's taxonomy places the organism in Eukaryota, Metazoa, Chordata, Lepidosauria, Squamata, Sphaerodactylidae.
UUGGAAGUCAGAGAGGGAGAACAAUACCAAUCCAGCCAUGGGAGACAACUCAAGCUUUUGGGACGGUCUGAUAUAUCCACAUCCUGUCUGUAUAAACUGGAAGUCAGAAGCAGAAGGAUCAAUCUACCACUUAGCUAGCAUUUUAUUUGUGGUUGGAUACAUGGGUGGAAGUGGGUUUUCUGGCCUGCUCUAUGUCUUCUGUUUGCUUGGACUGGGUUUCCUAUGCUCUUCUGUCUGGGCGUGGCUGGAUGUCUGCGCAGCUGAUAUUUUCUCUUGGAAUUUCAUACUGUUUGUUAUAUGCUUCGUACAGUUUAUUUAUGUAACCUACCAAGUUCGGAGUGUUGCCUUCGACAGAGAAUUCCAAGAGCUUUAUAGUGCUCUGUUCCAGCCCCUGGGGAUCUCGCUGACUGUUUUUAGAAAGAUUGUCCGCUGCUGCGAUGAAGAAAUUGUUACACUGGAGAAGGAGCACUGCUAUGCAAUGCAAGGCAAAACACCAAUUGAUAAGCUCUCCUUGCUUGUGUCAGGAAGGAUCAGAGUGACAGUAGAUGGGGAGUUUCUGCAUUAUAUUUUCCCGCUUCAGUUUCUGGACUCUCCUGAAUGGGAUUCCCUAAGACCCACUGAAGAAGGAAUUUUUCAGGUAACCCUCACAGCAGAAACAGACUGCCGAUAUGUGGCAUGGAGGAGAAAAAAAUUAUAUUUGCUCUUUGCUAAGCACCGAUUCAUCUCGCGCCUGUUUUCAAUUCUAGUUGGAAGUGACAUUGCUGAUAAGCUAUAUGCUUUGAAUGACAGAGUAAGCCUAGGGAAAGGAGUUGGCAACUUCAAGAUGAACCCUACACAAGUCAGUUCAAUCACAGUGACCCCUUUGGGGUUUUUCCCUGACUUCAGAAAUGCCACUUCUGUGCCUUUGAAUGAAACGGUGUGUGAAAACUGGAGAGAGAUUCACCACCUGGUGUUUCAUAUGGCUAAUAUUUGUUUUACAAUUGGAUUAGUUAUUCCAACCACUUUCAAUCUUCAUAUGAUUGUCCUACGAGCUAUGCUAACGACAGGAUGUGCACUUUUUAUCAUCUGGGCAACUCUUUUCCGCUGUGCCUUGGAUAUAAUGGUCUGGAAUGCAGUAUUCCUGCUUGUCAACCUUCUUCAUUUUAUAUAUUUGGUAUACAAGAAAAGACCGAUAAAGAUAGAUAAAGAGCUCAGUAGUCUGUAUAAGAGAAUGUUUGAACCCCUCCAUGUGCCUCCAGAACAGUUCCAAAGAUUGACUGGACAAUUCUGCAAUAUUCAGAUGCUAAAAACAGGUCAAGCAUAUGCUGCAGAGGAUAAAACAUCAGUAGAUGAUCGAUUAAGCAUUCUGCUAAAAGGAAAAAUGAAGGUCUCCUAUCGAGGGCAUUUUCUGCAUAAUAUUUACCCCUGUGCCUUUAUAGAUUCUCCUGAAUUUCGAUCAACCCAGAUGAAUCGGGGUGAGAAGUUUCAGGUGUCGAUUACUGCUGAUGAUAACUGCAAAUUCUUGUGCUGGUCCAGAGAGAGACUUACAUUUUUUCUGGAAUCUGAGCCUUUUCUCUUUGAAAUAUUUAAGCAUCUCAUUGGAAAAGAUAUUACAAACAAGUUAUACUCGUUGAAUGAUCCAACCCUAAAUGACAAAGCAUCCCAAAAAAUGGAUCAACAACCUAGUCUGUGUUCACAGCUCUCUGUGAUGCAAAUGAGAAACAGCAUGGCUAGCUCAAGUGACAGUGAAGACGGCUUGCAGCACUUUCUCCGGGGCACUUCCACUGGUUCCUCCCUCCGUCAACCAUCUCCUUAUUUAAGAGGAUCACAAAAAAUGAAACCAAUAGAAGAAAGUGUCGAAGAUGAUGUCUUUGAACCUGCAUCUCCCAUGAAAGUUAAAGCUCAUCCGUGACCGCUCUGGACAGCAUUCUGGUGAAUAGCAGGAAGGUGACC